Messenger RNA from Fusarium musae, 1176 nucleotides. RefSeq lists its product as uncharacterized. NCBI's taxonomy places the organism in Eukaryota, Fungi, Ascomycota, Sordariomycetes, Hypocreales, Nectriaceae. The record is from RefSeq and is a predicted model, not a curated record. The transcript has a single exon. The coding region runs from base 1 to 1176 and encodes 391 amino acids.
AUGACAGGCCUAUCCCAGUUGAUCAGGCCACAAUCACUGACUCCUUCACUCUUCAAAAGAUCGCAGAAAUCACCAAAUCAGCCUCCUGCAUCUCUCGACUGUCAUAUUGAUACCUCUCCGAUUGUCAUUGUCAAUGACAAUGCUACUGAUGGCUCUACCAUCUCGGGCUUACUACUCUUCAACGUUGAAGAAGCCAUCGAAGUUGAUAGCCUCUUUGCCACAUUACGAGUUCAUGUAGUUCACAAGAAGCCUUUCAAGAGAACAUGCAAAGCAUGUAAACAUCAGACAUCGGAGCUCAAGCGCUGCCAGUUCAUCACAACGACGGCCUCACUAGACAGCAACACUUAUGCGUAUCCGUUCUCUUACCGAGUACCGAGCUAUGUGCCUCCUUCCAUGGAUGCGUCGCUAGUUUCUGUCAAAUACGAAUUCCAAGCUGUAGCCUCCAUACGACGAACAGAAUCAAUGUCGAGAUUACCAGAGAUCAUCACACUCGACCGCACUCUUCCUGUCGCGAGAUCAAUACCAGUGCCUAGCAAACCGUUAUUAUCAACUCGGAUAUACCAAGCUGCUGGCAUUGAAGUCGACUGCAGUUUCGACCCUGUCCUUGAUUCCAGUGGCAAGAAUUACGUGAAGCUCACUAUGGGCGGGCUUCGAAGCUGUCCUGACAACGGAGAGGACAUUCAGUUCUGGCGAGUAUGUAAAGGCACUUGGAUGCUUCAGGAGAACAUCAAGAGCACAGCCGUGGCUUGUUCGCAACACGCACAAGAAUGCCAAACAGAUGAAAAGAGCAACACACAGAAGAAGACAAUCACUCUAGGCGAAUCUUCAUUCUACGAUGGAUGGAACACUGAUGACGCUGCAGGAACGCUCAACAUGAAGUUUCCCUUCUUUAUCAAGAAAGCCUCCAAGUUCAACCAAGAUACCGGCGAUGUCGGUGACACAUCGGUCACCCAUUCCCUGGUGCUGGAGCUCCAGCUGAUGAAGGAGACUUAUCCCCACGGCAACCCAGAUCUAUCUGUCAGAACUGGAGUAGGCCGGAUUCUUCGAUCCGAGCAUCGGGUCGUGGUGAGCGACUAUGUCAGGCCUUCGGAUCAUGUCGAGGAGGAGAGUUUGCCCUGCUAUAAUGAUCUCCGGCCUGGACCACCACUGUAUAAGGAGAAGGAUAACGAGUUGUGA